AUGGGAGGAAAAAAGAAAAACCAAGCAAAGAAUGAACCAGAUGCCUCACAAAGCAUCCCUUCAAACGACUCACAGUCAACUGAGCAGACUCAGGACUCAAACCAACUUGGUAGCGAGGAGGAAAAGAAACAACAACAAGAAGAAACUACCACUACUAAAGUCCAAGCAGACCAAAGUGCACAAUUAAACAACGUUCAAAACCACCCAGGUUCUUAAUCAAAUCAAAACCACCAAGCCACUACUCAAAUUCACACCCAAUCUCAAAAAGCUCCUGAAUAAGAAGAAUCUAAAUAGUUCUCGCACUCAACUGUAGACAAGUCGAAAAUUAAGAGAAAGGAUUCAAAGUUCGACCUGCAAAGGGAAGGUCAAGAUAAAUAAUUAUACAGACCUGAGUUCAAGUAUGAUGAAGCCAAGGUUGGUACAGAAAAGCUUUGGGAAUUGAUGAAUUCAUAUAUCGGAUCAGAUAAGAGAUCAAUCCAAAGAUCAAUUGUUAAUCACGUUGAAUAUACACUUGCUAGAAGCAGAUUCAGCUUUGACGAUUUUGGUGCUUACUAAGCCUCAGCUUUCUCUAUCAGAGACAGACUCAUUGAAUCAUGGAACGAUACAAAUGAGUAUUUUACAACUAAUGAUUCAAAGAGAGUCUAUUAUCUGUCACUCGAAUUCUUGCUCGGCAGACUCAUGCAAAACGCUCUAGUCAACAUAGAUGUGGAAGAGCCAUACAAAGAUGCACUGAUGGAUAUUGGUUACAAACUCGAGAAUCUUUAUGAAGAGGAAGUGGAUCCAGCUCUAGGUAAUGGAGGUCUCGGAAGACUUGCCGCUUGUUUCUUAGACUCUAUGGCCACUCUUGAGAUUCCAAACUGGGGAUAUGGUAUUAGAUACGAUUAUGGUAUAUUCAAGCAAGGCAUUGUCGAUGGAUAUUAAGUUGAAUCACCAGACUAUUGGUUAAGUCACGGAAACCCUUGGGAAAUUGAGAGACAAGAUGUGACAUAUCACGUUAGAUUUUAUGGACAUGUUAAAAAGUAUAAUGAUGGUGGAGUUGAAAGAGGAGUUUGGGAAGGCGGAGAUGUCGUAGUUGCCUAAGCUUAUGAUACUCCAAUUCCAGGAUUUAACACCUUUAACUGCAAUAACUUAAGACUUUGGAGGUCUAGGCCAUGUAACGAAUUCGACUUCAAGCAAUUUAAUGCUGGAGAUUAUCAUGGAGCUAUCGGUGAAAGACAAAAGGCUGAAUAUAUCACCAGUGUACUCUAUCCAAACGAUUCAUCAGAGGGAGGUAAAGAGCUUAGACUUAAGCAGCAAUAUUUCUUCUGCUCAGCUACUAUUAGAGACAUCAUUAGAAGAUAUAAGAAGACUCACUCUACUUGGAACUUUUUCCAUGAGAAGAAUCAAAUAUAACUGAAUGAUACUCAUCCAGCAAUCGCUUCUAUUGAACUUCUCAGAAUUCUGAUUGAUGAGGAGAAACUCCCUUGGGAUCAAGCAUGGGGUAUCAUGUACAAAACCUUCGCUUACACCAACCAUACAGUGCUUCCAGAAGCUCUUGAGAAAUGGUCAACCAAAUUGAUUGGAAAUCUUCUUCCUCGUCACCUUGACUUAAUCUAUCUGAUUAACUUCUUCUUCCUUGAGAAAGUUAAGCAAAGGUACCCAGGAGAUAACAGCAGAGUCUCAAGAAUGAGUCUUAUCGAAGAGGGUGAUGAUAAGAAAGUAAGAAUGGCUUUCUUGUCAAUUGUUUGCUCUCACACUGUCAACGGUGUGGCUGCUCUUCACUCCGAACUCCUAAAAAAGACAAUUUUCAAGGACUUCGAUGAAAUGUUCCCAGGCAAACUACAAAACAAAACAAAUGGUGUCACUCCCAGAAGAUGGAUUCACUGCUGCAACCCAGGUCUAUCAAAACUCAUCAGUGAUACAAUCAUGGAAGAGCAUACUACAUGGCUCACCAACUUGACUAGUUUAAGAGAGCUUUCUGCUUAUUCUCAGGACGAAGAUUUCAUCAAGAGAUUUGUCUAAGUUAAAUCAGACAAUAAACUUAGACUACAAAAAUGGGUUAAGGAGCAUACUGGUAUUGACAUUCCUACCAAUGCUCUAUAUGAUGUUAUGGUUAAACGUAUUCACGAGUAUAAGCGUCAAUUUAUGAAUAUCCUUUAUGUCAUCCACAGAUAUUUAUAAAUAAAGGAGACACCUUAGCAUGAGAGAGCUAGCAAAUUUGUGCCAAGAGUUGUAAUGAUUGGAGGUAAAGCAGCACCAGGAUAUGCAAACGCUAAAGCAAUUAUUAAGCUUAUCAACAGCGUAGCUUAAAAGAUUAAUAACGAUAGAGAUGUCGGUGAACUCCUUAAGGUUGUGUUUUUGCCAAACUAUUGCGUUAGUGCUGCUUAAAUCAUUAUUCCAGCUGCUGAGCUAUCUCAACACAUCUCAACUGCAGGUACUGAAGCCUCAGGCACAUCUAACAUGAAAUUCAUUAUGAACGGAUCAAUCAUUAUUGGUACAAUGGACGGAGCAAAUGUUGAAAUUGCUGAAGAAAUCGGAGCAGAGAAUAUGUUCAUUUUUGGAGCACUCGUACCAGAGGUAGACACCUUCAGAAAACAACUUCAUGAUGGAAGAAGAGAUUACAUUGGAUCAAGACUAAGAAAAGUUUUCGAUGCAAUCAGAAGUGGCACUUUUGGUGAUGUAAGCACUAUUCAUGGCAUGCUAUACAGUAUUGAAAACGGCGGUGACUACUAUUGUGUUUGCCUUGAUUACUACCCAUAUCUUACAGCUCAAGAGAAGGUUGACGAAACUUAUAGAGACUACCCUAAAUGGUGCAAAAUGUCCAUUGAGGGUAUUGCUAAGUCAGGCAAGUUUUCUUCAGACAGAACAAUCUAGGAGUACUGCAUGGACAUCUGGAAGGUUUCAGCUGUUUCUAUUCCAAAGCCAACCACAAACCCACAAGCAAGAGUUAGAUCAUACGCAAAUCUCACCGAGAUGUAAUGA
Molecule: messenger RNA, 2961 nt
Organism: Stylonychia lemnae
Lineage: Eukaryota; Ciliophora; Spirotrichea; Sporadotrichida; Oxytrichidae
Source: the annotation of a GenBank genome assembly